AUGAAGCUUCCCAAUGUCUUGGUAGCGGCAUUGGCCAGCACGAUCAGUGCAAAGAACAAAGACAAGCCUAAUGAAGUAGACGAUCUGGCUGCCGAAGGCCUGCACCGAAUGCAGGCUUACUACUCCGAAAACCCACUACCGAGCCCCGGAGAAUGUACACUAGACAACGUAGCUGUUCGUCGAGACUGGUCGGCCUUAAGUAAACAGGAAAGACGCAGCUACAUUCAAGCCGUGAAAUGUCUAGCAAGAUUACCUGCAAAGACACCCGCGGCCAUCGCAUCAGGUGCAAGGAGUCGAUACGAUGACCUUGUGGUUACCCACAUCCUGCAAGCGUUCACGAUUCACGGAACGGCCAAUUUCUUGACAUGGCACCGAUACUAUACGUGGGCUUUUGAACAAAUGCUGAGGAAUGAAUGCGGUUAUAAAGGAUACCAGCCUUACUACAAUUGGGGCCACUGGGCAGACAACCCCAAAGCUUCCCCCUUCUUCGACGGCAGCGAUACCAGCAUGUCAGGCGACGGCGCAUACAUCGCGAACAGAACUUCAGUCUGCUUCCCCUCAACCGAAAUGUGCUACAUCCAGCUUCAACCCGGAAGUGGAGGCGGCUGCGUAACCUCCGGUCCGUUCAAAGACUGGAAAAUCAACCUCGGCCCCCUCGCCGCCGUCUCCCUCCCCCCACCCCGUCCAAACCCGCAACCCAACGGCCUAGGCUACAACCCACGCUGCCUCUCCCGCGACAUCUCGCUCCAAUCUGCGUCCGAAACCCGGGACUCCGUCGUCGCCGCCCUCAUCAGGAAUAACACCACCAUCACAUCCUUCCAAACCGUGCUCGGCGGGGAAUUCGCCCAAGGCAAAAUGGGCCCCCAUGUCGGCGGCCACAACACCAUCGGCGGCGACGCAGGUUCCGAUUUCAUCAAUUCGCCUGCGGAUCCUGCGUUCUUUGCGCAUCAUGCGAUGGUUGAUCGCGUGUAUUGGACGUGGCAGAAUUUGGAUUUGGAGGGGAGGAAGGAGGCGAUUGCGGGUGGGACGAGUGGGGUGGGGGAUCCGGGGGAGCCUGGGACGUUGGAGGAUGUUAUUACAUUGGGGGAGUGGGUUGGGGUUGGGAACGUGACGAUUAGGGAGGCGAUGAGUACGGUUGGGGGGCCGUUUUGCUAUGUUUAUGCUUAG
This is a messenger RNA of Alternaria triticimaculans, 1167 nucleotides long. RefSeq lists its product as uncharacterized. The transcript has 4 exons. The record is from RefSeq and is a predicted model, not a curated record. Lineage: Eukaryota; Fungi; Ascomycota; Dothideomycetes; Pleosporales; Pleosporaceae. Gene Ontology annotation, molecular function: oxidoreductase activity. Bases 1 to 1167 code for a protein of 388 amino acids.